Molecule: messenger RNA, 2790 nt
Organism: Uloborus diversus
Lineage: Eukaryota; Metazoa; Arthropoda; Arachnida; Araneae; Uloboridae
Product: sine oculis-binding protein homolog A-like
Exons: 4
Coding region: 226-2754 (842 amino acids)
Biological process (GO): animal organ development
Cellular component (GO): nucleus
Source: RefSeq, a predicted model, not a curated record
UACCUUCCAGCUUCGCUUCAUUGACAAAACGCCGGCUAGAGCAACGAGCGGGGGUGAGCCACCCUCUCUGUAAGGUAAGGGAUCGUGAAUUGCUCCUCAUGACCCCUCAGGUGUGCUUCGAAUUGGACUCGUAGAGAGAGGCUUGGCUAUUUCGAAUGCCUUGUAUCGCGGCUUCGUUCGCGCCAAGAGUCAAGAUAGAUUUAUUAGCAGAAGUUCCUCGUGAGCAUGAAUACAUCGGCAGAAUUGUCACCUCGUCGCCGGAGGAGACGGUUUUUGGUCGGCUACGAUGAAGGAGAUCUUUCCGUGAAGAGAGAACCCGAUGAUGAUAUAAAGGACUACGCAGAAAACACGAUGAAUGAGCUACUUGGCUGGUAUGGUUACGAAAAGGUUGACAGCCGCGACACGCAAGGACUGAAUCUGACUCAUUUCGCUUCAAACAACAACUCUGGGCCUGGUGGUAGCAACCACAGCAAUCAGACCAACGGUUUUUCACCACCUUCUUCUGCCAUGGAAGGCAGCGAUGCUUCGGAAGACGUCGCAUCGCACCACGGUGGUCUAGAAGGCGUUUCUUCUAGACUCAGGCCUGACAGCGUUAGUCCCGGUCCCGACGCAUCCGCAGCUUCCGAUGAAGUGGCGAGGCAACAUCAGCAAAUGGUGUCGGCCCUCUCGUCAAUAACGAAACAUCCUGGAGCACCUGAUUCACCGAACCUACCACCUGGAUGCAUAGUAUGUGCAUGGUGUCAAAAAGUUGGCAUGAAGUUAUUCACUUUAAAGACUCCGAACGGAUGCAAGGCCUUUUGCAGUGAAUUGUGUUUUACUCAGUGCAGAAGAGCAUCUUUUAAGAAAAACAAAAUCUGUGAUUGGUGCAAACAUGUCAGACAUACUGUAAAUUACGUGGACUUCCAAGACGGUGAGCAGCAGUUACAGUUUUGUAGUGAUAAGUGCUUGAAUCAAUAUAAGAUGAAUAUAUUUUGCAAAGAGACUCAAGCGCAUUUGCAAAUGCAUACACACCUUAAAGAAGCUGCAUGUAAGAUAGCAGCUGGAAGCUCCGUUAAUUUAAUAACUCCAGAACUUUGGCUUCGGGACUGUAAAACAAAUGGAAACUCAACUUCUCCCCAUGAGACUGUUGAUGUCAUAGAAGACAUUAAUUCGGAUGAUAAUCUUUCUGCUGCUCCGUCUCCGAAUGUGAUUUCCGAAUCUCCUCUACCCGUUACUCCACCUUUAAAAGAGAAAACUGAGCACGUCGUAGAAAGUUUACAUACUCCAAAGGAAAAAGACACUCUUCCGAAGGAAAAAGUCCCUAAAAAGCACUCUUCAAAGCAUUCACCAAAGAAAAGCUUUGGAGAGCCUAGGUUGUACCCGCCUAUGAAACAUCAUCGUGACAAAAGACCAACUGAUACACAACUGCCAAGUGAGAACGUCCCAAAUAAUCGUCACUCUCCCAGUCAUGCAACUCCACCUCCUCUUCCACGCAGCAAUCAAAUUACUAAUGGUUCACAUUCGCUUUUAUCUUCCCCGCCCAUGCCAAGGCAUCCACAAUCUCACAUUGGUCCUCCUCCAAAUCGUCACUGCCCACCAGUACCUUCUCCUCUUCCUGUCAACAACAUGGAACAUGGAAGACACUUCCUUCCACCUAACAUGAUGGCUCCACCCUUUCAGUUCUUCGCCCAACAGCACAUGGAAGCUAUUCUCCGUUCUCAACAUGGAUUAGAUCUGAGAUCAAAAGUGCCACCACCGUUGCCAAUGCCUCCGUGGGUGAUGCCGCCUUUCCCACCAGCUCCGCCGCCACCACAUCCUCACCUCCCACCGCCAAUGUCUUCAAGAAGUCCAUCGCAGUCGCAUUCUUCUCCACCAUCGCGUGGUCACGUGCAUACUCCAUCCCAUAAAUCAACCCACCAUGCGAGGCAUAAGCAUAACAAACAUGGUACUACAAAUUCGAACAAUCCUACAUCUCUUCCACCGAAAACCACACCAUCUGUGUCUGAGUCGCAGCUUCCUUCUUCACUUCUCCCCCCUGUGACGGUAAUGGUGCCCUUCCCGUUAGUUCUUCCCUUACCAUUACCGAUUCCGGUGCCUAUUCCAAUUCCUCCGAGUGUUAUGGAUAAAUUCAAAAGAAGCCAAGAGCAACAGAAAAUAGUUGAGGAACAUUUAGAUUCCUCAACACAGAAACUUCACCACCAGAAGAAACAAAAGAGCAAUCACGAUUCUUCAAAGCAUCGGAAGAAACUCAGACUAUCUGAAAAUGGGGAAAGAGACCUUAGGUUUCCUCUUUAUGAACCAGAAAUGCGCGCGCAGCUUAUUGCAAAUGCAGAAAACUUUCUUGAACGUUCAGAAAAUUUGUCUUUCAAAUCUUCAGAAAUUACCUCUGUAAAUGUCCCCGUAAGUGAAAAACCACAUAAAUUUUUACGAAGAGACAUUGAUCUUGAAUCUGGAAGCUACUCGCCACUUUCUGAUAUAAUUAGCAGUGAUGAUGGUGAGGAAAUGAGAAGAACUUUGAAAAACAGUGACUCGAAUCAUUUUUCGAAUUUCAAUUUCUCAAGUUACAACCUUAACUUAUUAAGAUCUAGUCCGUCUGUUGUUUCGCAAACAACAGGCCAUCAUUCACCCAAAACGUUGAAUGAAAAUGAGGUAUACUCGACCUGUCCAUCGCCUGCUAAUUUAACUGUAAGUGAUAAAAAGCGUAGCAAUAUGUCUUCCGACCCACUUAACUUCAAAAAGAAACAUUUACGUGAGCAGUUAAGUCUUAUGACAUAAGACUAUAAAUGUUAAAUAAUUGUGAUGUUAUGUAUA